Messenger RNA from Lagopus muta (rock ptarmigan), 2589 nucleotides. It is a transcript of the gene HAGH, whose product is annotated as hydroxyacylglutathione hydrolase. Bases 874 to 1656 code for a protein of 260 amino acids. The record is from RefSeq and is a predicted model, not a curated record. Gene Ontology annotation, cellular component: mitochondrion. The transcript is spliced from 9 exons. NCBI's taxonomy places the organism in Eukaryota, Metazoa, Chordata, Aves, Galliformes, Phasianidae. Gene Ontology annotation, molecular function: hydroxyacylglutathione hydrolase activity. Gene Ontology annotation, biological process: glutathione metabolic process.
UCUGACCCCCAGUGCAUGCUUAUGCUGUUGUGCUUAAGGAUUCCUUUCAGCGCUGCAUUUCAUUUUACCUUCCCACAAAACAAGUCAUCUGGUGGGUGCAGGAGGGGAGGAUGUCCUGGGCAGGAUCAGAGGGGCCUUGAUGCAUCUGCUGCACGUGCGGCUCCCAGCUGUGCUCUCAGCUUUGCAGCACUGUGGUUGUGUCCCUGCAGAGCUCUGGGCUCACUGUGUUGGCUGGGUCACCCUGCCAGGCCCCUUUUCUCUUAUCAGAGGUGAGCAGAGACUGCUUGGAGAGUGGGCCAGGCUGAUUAGCAGUGUGGUGACCUCUCCCUGAGCACCAAGUGUUGGAGCCUUAGGGUCAGCAGUGCAAACUGAGACAGGAGCUGAGCCAAACCAGUGCAGGCACCUUCAGUGCUGUGCUGUGGGUGUAAACUGACUUCUGUCAUGGACUGCUGCCUCUUCUUCUGUAUGAGCAUGGACCCAGGGCUGUGUGGUCCCCAGCCAUCAAAGGCAUCAUCCUCUUUGUUCCCUUCUUUUCUUUAUGGCAGAGCUUCUUGUGACUGCAUUGUUUCUUUAAGAACUUUGUAUCUAUGAGGAAAAGUGGGGGGAAAAGGGGAGUCCAAGUUAUUUGCAUCUGAAAUCAGAUUUGCUCCUUGGAUUCUAUUAAACAUUUAACCAAAAGCAAAUAGGGAAGCACUGCUGUUGCAUCAAGGCAGCCCAUCACGAGGAAGCUCCCUGCAGUGCACGCCUGCUAUCUGGCUGGCUGUGCAGAGAGCCCAUCUAAUCUCCACAGCACUGUGUCCAGCGCAGGUACGAGCUGUCUUCCUGCACACAGAGCACGAGCAGAGGAAGUCAAAGACGGUCACACAAGCCAACAUGAAGGUGGAGAUACUUCCAGCGCUCACUGACAACUACAUGUACCUCCUCAUUGAUGAGGAAACGAAGGAGGCUGCAAUAGUGGACCCUGUGCAGCCCCAGAAGGUUUUGGAUGCAGUCAAAAAGCAUGGCGUGAAGCUGACCAGUGUCCUGACCACACACCAUCACUGGGAUCAUGCUGGAGGAAAUGAGAAGCUUGUAAAGCUGGAGACAGGAUUGCGUGUGUAUGGGGGAGACAGCAGAGUUGGAGCAUUGACACAGAAAGUGUCUCACCUUACAUCACUCAAGGUGGGAUCUCUUAAUGUGAAAUGCCUCUGUACGCCGUGUCACACUUCUGGACACAUCUGUUAUUAUGUGACUAAGCCAAAUAGCUCCGAGCCACCUGCAGUUUUUACAGGUGACACGCUGUUCGUGGCUGGCUGUGGGAAAUUCUUCGAGGGAACCCCUGAGGAAAUGUACAGAGCACUGAUUGAGAUCUUGGGCAGCUUAGAUCCUGAAACGAGAGUUUACUGUGGUCAUGAAUACACUAUCAACAACCUCAAAUUUGCUCGACACGUUGAACCCAACAAUGUCAGCAUCCAGGAAAAGCUUGCUUGGGCCAAGGCCAAAUAUGACAGUGGAGAGCCAACCAUACCCUCCACCAUUGCAGAAGAGUUUACGUACAACCCCUUCAUGCGAGUGAGGGAGAAGACAGUUCAGGAGCACGCUGGGGAGACCGACCCCAUCCGCACCAUGGGGGCCAUCAGGAAAGAGAAGGACAACUUCCGUGUCCCGAAGGACUGAGCACUCUGCCUGUGUCACUUUAUGGUCAUCUAAUAGUAACUUAGACUGUUCAGAUGUUUCAGAAAUCUGUCGUGGUUCAGACAGUCCUAUUUAGGUUUCUAGUUUGUUUUAAUUAAGAAAAAAAAAAAGCACUUUGCCCUUGUUGAGAUAUUCUACAGCAUAUUUAUAUUAUGAUGAAGAAUAUUUAUCCCUCUGCUGGCUCUCAAGCUGUCACACGUGUCACAUGCAGCUCAUUUUACAGGUGUUGGUAUGCAGCUCAGGGCUGGAGUGGGGGUGGCACGGACCUUGAGACCUAGGAACAAAUCCCUGCUGUUGCUGUGGGCACCUGAUGGCAAUGCAGACUGGCACUGGGGCUGUUUGAAGCGACCAUUUAAAACAGGAAUAAAAUGCAGUAACUGCCGACUGAAAUUUAAACUUUCCUUCCAUGCUGCUGCUUAUUCAAAGUGCUGCUUCUGGCUGCGUUAAACCUCUUCCCAGUGGCGUAAAGCUGCGGUAACUUUUCCAUGCAGAGAUUGCACUGUUGCUUCUGCCCUUUCUCUGUUAGCUGAAGCCUGCUUGCGUGCUCCUGAGGGUGAGCUGCACUUUACUUGUAGCCGUACACAGAAAGGAAGGAGGGAUUUGUCUGCUGGGAGGUUCCUGUGGGAGCAGCUGCAGCGUGCUGCUGUGGUUAAUGCUUAACCUGCAGUGCUGUACUGAGCUCAUUACCACCUGCAUUCCGCGCUGUGACCCGGGUCUAAAGUGGCAGUGUGUGAGCAGGGUUUGGUGGAGCACCACUUCUUUAUUUGUUUAAAAAAAAAUGAUGAUUUUUAAAUGUAUUUCAGGAAGAAAAAAAAAAAGGUACCUAAAAUGUUACUGACUUCUUAAAUUCUGUGCUGCUACAACUAAGCAUGACUGUACUGGUGGCUGAGGAAAUAAACACAGCUGUGAACAGUG